AUGCAAAAGCAGAACUCAAUAAAGCGAACCCUACAGAAAUACUUUGCAAUUCUAUUCACUUUAAGCAUAUACAGUCUUUUUUAUUUAAGCUAUCUCAAAAUAUUUCUAAUGCAAGCUGCUUUAGAUUUUUUAGACCUAAUUGAAGUCUCGUUUUUACAUUUCUUUAUCUUCAUGAGCUUAUUUAGCUACAUUACAUGCUUCUCUAUAAACCCUGGCCAAGUCCCUGCUGAUUUUUCAAUUGAUAAUAUCUCAGAAGACUAUAAAAUCCCUUUAAAUGACAAUCAUGUAGAAAUUGACCAUUGUAUUGGCAGAAUCACAUUUUGUGACAAAUGCAAAAAAUAUCGGCCGCACCGAGCCCAUCACUGUCAUAAUUGCGAAAUUUGUGUAUUGAGAUUUGACCACCAUUGUAUAUGAAUAUCUAACUGUAUUGGGUUAAGAAAUCACAAAGCAUUUUUAUUAUUUCUAGUUUAUACAGCUGUUUCUUGUGGAAUAAUCAGUGGGAGAGCAGUCUAUAUCUAUACAAAAUGCCAAGAAAAUGGUUUUUACCUCUUAUUUUCCUUAA
Molecule: messenger RNA, 562 nt
Organism: Blepharisma stoltei
Lineage: Eukaryota; Ciliophora; Heterotrichea; Heterotrichida; Blepharismidae
Source: the annotation of a GenBank genome assembly